AAACAAAAGGAAAUAAUUUGAAAAGGGGAAAUGAUAUAGAGUGAAUGGGGGAUAACAAAGGAAAUGUUUGGGGAACAUUACAGCCAAAUGAGCAAGAGUCAAUAGAAUGGCGACAUGCUUAUCCAAUGGCUUACGCCUUCACCUCUUCCCUCCAGCCAUAUGAAGCGGAAGCACCAGCUCCUCUCUGAUACUUUCAAGGCCAAGAAGCGGCGGCUGGCUCUGGGAUCAGAGCCUUCAGGACAAGAGGGCCCUGCGGCGGUUGAAACUGCUCUUCAGAACUUGGUAUCGCUCUUCCCUCGAAAGUUAUUUGAAGAUUCUCUGCCGCCUUUAAUCCUGAGGCAUCAGAUCUACAGUCUGGUCAAAGAUCGUACGGUUGUGGACAGGUGCCUGAGCCAGCUGAAAAAUGAGGGCCGGAUCCGAAUGUUUCAGCACAGCUUUGAAGCGGAUUUUUUUGUGGUGGCCUUCACAGACAGCUACAUAUCUAAGGUGCAGGAGUUUAUAUCUGGGAAGGAGUUUGCCAGGACAGUGAAGAAGUUCCUAGAUUCAGUCCUUACUUCCUGCCCUGACAUCAGUUUUGACAAAAAGAGGAUGCUGAGAGACUUUGGCUUUAGUGACACAGAAAUCACGCAGCUGGUGAACGCUGGAGUCUUGACCGUCCGCGAUGCCGGGAGCUGGUGGCUGGCCGUGCCGGGAGCAGGCCGCUUCAUCAAACGCUUCAUCAAAGGGAGGAAAGCUGUCUUGGGUAUGAUCCAGAAAUCCAAGUACAAGGAAGUCCUACUGUCUGAUUUGCAGAGCCGUCAAGCACCAAGUGCCGUGAAACUGGGCCUUCCCUACCAUAUUCACGAUAUCAUUGGAGCCCAGCUGGUGGACUGCGUGCCAACGACCUCUGGAACCCUCCUGCGACUAACAGAGGAUUAAAAAUGUGUCACUUCACCAUCAAGCAGAGAACUGUGCCUAAAACAGACUGUCCAGCCUUGAGACAUUCUCAAGCUGGAACUCGGGGUCUUCUGCCUGAGCCA
Candoia aspera is the source of this 1019-nucleotide messenger RNA. RefSeq names its product serine/threonine kinase 19 (gene WHR1). Gene Ontology annotation, molecular function: protein serine/threonine kinase activity. Lineage: Eukaryota; Metazoa; Chordata; Lepidosauria; Squamata; Candoiidae. The transcript has 7 exons. Gene Ontology annotation, biological process: positive regulation of Ras protein signal transduction; protein phosphorylation. Bases 115 to 918 code for a protein of 267 amino acids. The record is from RefSeq and is a predicted model, not a curated record.